AUGUACAAACUCUGUUUCGUGAAGGGUCUGUUUCGUCGAAGCUUGGUCCUACCUGCCGGCAGAGUCCCGGUCUCUCUGAUUAAGGGGGUGAAUCCAGACUACUUCCCAUCACUUCGACACGAAGUCGUUGCCUUAGCCCAUCACGUAGCUGGUCAUGGGUCGGUUAAGUCCACUCUAGACGUUCUGCGUCGCUGUGUGUGGUUCCCUCGUAUGAACGCUUACGUCGAUAGGGCCUAUCGGGCCUGUUCUACCUGCUGGGAGAGCCGAAAGCACGAGCUGAUUGCUAGCAGUGCUAAUCCAAGGUCUACACCUACAGUCCGUUUGGAGAUAGUCUACUCUGACUUUGCUCAUCCUCCUACGUCAUGUGGAAAACCCACUCGUAAGGAAUUGACGAGCUUUGUCAUCUUCGUUUGCGCAGCUUCUGGAUUCACAGUCGCGGUGCCUACCUAUGGUGAGGAUGCUCUAUCUCUCUCUAUGGCAUUCAUUACCUCAUGGGUUCCCAUUUGUGGUGUACCUCGAUGCCUAUUCACGGAUGGAGGUCCCGCAUAUAGGGCACGUUCAACCAAGCUGCUGACCUCAGCUUUAGGUAUAAACCACUCCUCCUCUCUACCGGCUGACCCUCAGUCUAAUGGAUUGAGUGAGAGAACAGUGGGGCGCCUGAAGCCAUUGAUGGAGAAACUACCAGCUUCGUUGCCGUGGGAUUAUGCCCUACACCUCAGUUGUUACUAUCACAACCACUGUGGUCCGUCACCUACCCCUUCUGACUGUGCACUCGGUCUGUCUCGUGGCCCGCUCCGCUUAUUUACCGAUGAGAUCGAGGAGUAUCCCCAUGAGUCUAUCGAACAGCUAUGUCAAUCUUACCUCGAUGAGAAGCGCUACCUUCGCUUCGGAGGAGCAUGCGCUAAUGCUAAUGUUCUACAAACCUCUGGUGCUCCUGAGCUAUUAAAACCAGGUACCAAGAUUACGUCGAAGAAGAAUUUGGAGAUUCGUGAAGCCGUCGUAUGUACUCCUCCUUCUGGUUUACAACCGUCCGGUUAUGACUCUGACUCCCCUCAAUUACAUGGUUACGCUUAG
Perkinsus marinus ATCC 50983 is the source of this 1074-nucleotide messenger RNA. Its product is annotated as retrovirus polyprotein, putative. The record is from RefSeq and is a predicted model, not a curated record. Gene Ontology annotation, molecular function: nucleic acid binding. Bases 1 to 1074 code for a protein of 357 amino acids. NCBI's taxonomy places the organism in Eukaryota, Perkinsozoa, Perkinsida, Perkinsidae. The transcript has a single exon. Gene Ontology annotation, biological process: DNA integration.